CACGCCAAUUCUUAUGCUGCUCUAUUUAUGCCAAUUUUUCCCACCUCAUUUCCAGUCAGACUAGUGAAAACCACUGAAGGUUCGAUUUUUUGCCUAACAUCACAUAAUAUUUUUGUCGUUUUUACAUUAUGCCCACAUUAUUAAAACCACUUACAAACAGUCCAUGACGAACCCCUAAUACCCGAUUCUACCCUCCGAAAAAGGAGUAAAAACAACCCCGUCCCACAAAUCUCAUUCAUGAUCUCGUUUAUCAUUUCAUUCCAGCUGGUCAUAUUCCCUGCUACGUUUGAACCUUCGAUUUUGGGAGUAAAUAAGUACACUAUUUAACAGAAUAAGUACACAUUUCGCACAAAAAUAUCAGUCCGUUUCACCACCUUUACACUGCAACGUCCUCACCAACCAUGACGACCUAACUCUACCAAAGUUUGUAUACUACAACCAAUUGGUGACAGCUCUUAUCGCCACGACAAUUUUUAGUUUGGGUUAUGUCCCAUACUUUAUAACGUGGAGGGAUUUAAAUAAUGCUUUAAGUGGAGUGAUGAUACCUCCGGGUGACAAUAAUAACUCGGGGAAUGGCGACGCUCAGAUUGCCAGACACCGAAAACGUAACAGGGACGCACUUGUACUAGUGUUUUAUGUCUCGUUUCUGAUGGGCAUGAGUUUGAGUGAAAGGGUCAAUAUGAAUAAGACGUGGCGCAAUGAACUUGAACGAAUUAAAGAAAAACAGUCGUUAAACUUCACGAGAGAAUUUGUCAUCUCGAGCAAAUCGUCCACUCUUCUUUUAAACACGACAACAAGAACGGAGUGGAGGAAGCUUUCAGAUCAUGAUGGGAUUCAACGUGGCGAAGAAUUUCGCCAAUUUAUAAAAUCAAUUAUUAAAUCGAUGGACACGAACCUGAAUACAAUUCGAAAUCGGACAUUUCACCAUGCUCCCCUUUCCCCUGCACCAAUGAGAAAUUCGACACUAUCGGUUGAUGAGGACGUUAAGAUAAUACUAUGCAAAGGGUCGAUUGAUACAGAUAAAACGCAAAAUUCAGACCAACCUUCGCAUUCAAAUAUCACGGCACGAUUCCCUCUCGUGACGGACAAUUGGACACAAUUCGUUAAUGAAACAAGUGGAACGCAAGAAUUUAGCAUAUUGGACCAAUUUUUCUACAACUAUGCGCCCCCAUUCUUCCUCAUACUCGGCGCAAUGACGACACUUUUGUUUGGGCAUUUCCAAUGGCGUGUAACAUGGGACAUCGCGUGGGCCUCAAACGACAUGCGCACGCGGCUCGAUAAUCCCGACCCCCCAAGUGAAUAUACUCACCGUUUCGUAGAAACUAUUCAGCGCUACAUUCAAAAACGCCAGCGUAUUUGGGUCCUGGAAGGAACACUUGUGUACUUCCUCAUGAUACUUAUUGCACACCUGGUAGUAAUUUACAUGUUGAAGAACAAUAAUGUAAUUGAUGGGAUAGGGAAGUUCGACCAGGGAUGGAAAUUCAAAGGGGAAUUUUACGUGCCAUUGGAUGAUGAGAGAUUCCUUGAAUUUAAAACGACGACAAAUUUAAAUUGGAAAUUCGUUAAUGAUUAUGAAGAUGCAAAAUGUUCCAUGAAAAUUGACUGGGUAAAUGAGGUCAAAUUUAUAGAGCUUUUUGCUUUGGCGAUAGGUAUGGGAUGAAUUUCGUUGAAACUAUUUAACCCAACUUUAAAUACUUGUGUAAAAGUAAGAUUUAUUACCCGUAAAAAUACUCAUGGAAAAUUGCGCAUGUUUCCUCCUCCUAAGAGAAAAUCUUCAGUCAGAAAUAUUCAUAUUUUGGGUGGAUAUAUAUGUAAUUGGAUUCACCAUGUAAUUCUGAACUCGUACUGAAAGAAAUAAGAUGCGCAAGCAUCUAAAAAAUCAACUGUAGGCUAAGGAACAUGAUUUGAUAAAUUGGAAAUAUAUUUAACAAAUUGGAUACAUACAUACCUGCAAAAAUUAAAAAUCUAUUUCUUCAAAAUCCUAUGAGAAAUAAUAUUUGCACUUAAAAUUUCAGAUGUACAUUUCUGUGUGAUGUGUAACUAAAUACAAAAUAAACACGUCGUAUUUAGAAAAAUGUGCAUAUUUAAAAAAUUUGGAACAAUUUGGAACAAUUAAGUAAUUUUUCUACCAAGAAAAUUUUGCAUUCUUAAAAGCUUUCCAAUUCCUGUAUUUGUACAUGAAAUACUUAUUUAUCGUAUUACAAAAACAAACAAUAUAAAUUUAGAGUUUAGCUAAUUUUUCCUUAUUUAUGUAUAAAUAGGUAAUUUAAAUUUGUCGUGUAAAAUAGAAAGAAAACGAUAAACACAUGAUAACAAAAUGUCGAUGUAACACUUUUUCCAGAUUUUAAUAAAAAAUUCAACCAAGUUGGAGAUUCCUGAUUGUUCGAAAAUACGUAAAUAUUUUAUACUAAGAUUUCUUACCUAGGCAUUUCUAAAUUGUCUUCUCGAUUUCGAAAAUGACGUAAAAACACAAUAAAUCGUCUCAUACUCAUUCAAUCUACAAGAGUGGACUCAAAAUAUUUAUGUACUUGACAUUGUCCUCCACUGCGGAAACUUUCUGGUGU
Messenger RNA from Folsomia candida, 2564 nucleotides. RefSeq lists its product as uncharacterized. The record is from RefSeq and is a predicted model, not a curated record. Lineage: Eukaryota; Metazoa; Arthropoda; Collembola; Entomobryomorpha; Isotomidae. The transcript has 5 exons. Bases 539 to 1660 code for a protein of 373 amino acids.